AUGUGCGCGAACAUUCGCAGAUGCGCCACUGGUCUCCUUCGACAAAGGAAACAUCAUCAAACCCUACCGACCGAAGAGCAAAAGGCGUUGCGAUCGCUAAAGACAGAUGACAAUAUAAUUAUUAUGUCUGCUGACAAAGGAGGAGCAACCGUUAUCAUGGAUAAAGUUGAUUACGUCAACAAGGCAAACCAAAUCUUCGAUGACAGGGAAGCCUAUGCGCCACUCGCUGCAGACCCAACGAAAAAGCAAGCCGCGACUAUCAAGAAGAAAGUGAAUGAGCUUCCCCGAUUGACGCUCAUAAGCCCCGAUGACAGCAGAUCUAUGACCCUCAAUGACCCCCGUAUCGCACGUACGUACGGCCUUCCGAAGGUGCACAAGACAGAUGCGCCGCUGAGGAUCAUUGUGCCACUUAUUGGAUCCCCUACUUACAAUUUUGCCAAGUGGUUAUACAGACACUUAAAACAUCUCGCAAAUGGAUCGCAAUACAGCAUCAAAAAUUCUCAGGCUUUCCUACAAAAGAUCCAAGGCCUUGAAGUAAGUCCUGACGAAUGCAUCCCAUCGUUCGAUGUUGUUGCCCUGUUUUCUUCAAUACCGCAUGACCUAGUGAUUGACAGAGUAGCCCGAUGUCUAGAGCAAAGUCCCAUUGGCAUUCCAGCAGAACAUGUUCAAGACAUGCUUAAGCUUUGCCUCAAGAAUUAUUGUCAGUUCGAUGGCAAGUUCUAUCAACAAGUAAAGGGCACCCCAAUGGGCUCCCCAAUAUCGGGGCUGCUUGCAGAACUAGUCUUGCAGCGACUCGAACAGGAUAUUGUGCACACCUUCGAACCCAAAAUGUGGCUCCGCUACGUGGACGACACGUUUGUCAGCAUAAAGACCAGGGAAGUUGAGCUAUUGCAUCAGAGCUUAAAUAGCGUCUUCCCGGCUAUACAGCCUACCCGCGAAGAAGCAACAGGAGAUACCCUCCCCCUCUUAUAUGCGAGCAUACAAAGACUCAGUGAUGGCAAACUAGCGACAAGCGUCCACAGAAAAGACUCCAGUGCCGAAAUCAUACUUAUGAGUAAUCAUUCCGCGGCCCAUAAACGAAGCUGUGUCCGCACUCUUUUCCAUCGGGCCUAUCGCAUCUGCAACAGUGAUGACGCACUUAAGAACGAAUUGGCCUACUUACAUCGGUUGUUCCGCUCCAACGAAUAA
Spirometra erinaceieuropaei is the source of this 1188-nucleotide messenger RNA. Lineage: Eukaryota; Metazoa; Platyhelminthes; Cestoda; Diphyllobothriidea; Diphyllobothriidae. The record is from the annotation of a GenBank genome assembly.